AUGCAGCUCCUCACCACCCUCCUCCUCCUCCCCCUAUCCACCGCCUCCAUCUCAUACGACUUCUUCCCCUCCUUCCCCAAGAAAUGGGGAAUAACUGACAAACAAAUCUGGAUCAGCCCCGACAUCAGCAACGUAUACAUCUCACCCACAGACCAACGCGAGCACUGGUCUCUCGACCACCCCCCCUGGGAAACAGUCGAGCUCCUCAACACGCACUGCCCCCUCCGAUCCUGCAACACAACCCUAAGUAUUCCCAGUGCCGUCCUCACCCGCGACAAUUCCCCCCCGGUAAUACAAAACGUCAGCGUCAAACUAAACGGGUACUUUGAAGCGGAGGGCUACAGAGGCACAAAGCGGCACUUCAUCGAUGUGCUCAAGGUAUUUCUGAGAAUCACCCACGAGCCACUGGACACGGAAUUCGUAGAGUAUAAAAAUGGGGAUGCUACAACUGGAAAUGUAACCGACUCAGGGUACAGGGCUGUGUAUACGGCGCCGAAAGCGAUACAGAUGCGUAUUAAUAACGAGCAUGAUGAUGAUGUUAUUAUGCCGUUUUUGAGAAUUCAGGUCGAUAGUGGGAUUAGGAGGCGUCUUCCUAUGCCGGAUGGAUUUUGUGGCCUGUUCAAGGCUCGGAGGCAGAAGUUGUUGGAGGCUAUGGCGCAUAAGUUUGGUAAGGAUUUGGUCAUGUAUAGGAUGGGGUGUAUUGUGGCCGGGUUGUAG
This is a messenger RNA of Pochonia chlamydosporia 170, 717 nucleotides long. RefSeq lists its product as hypothetical. Lineage: Eukaryota; Fungi; Ascomycota; Sordariomycetes; Hypocreales; Clavicipitaceae. Bases 1 to 717 code for a protein of 238 amino acids. The transcript has 2 exons. The record is from RefSeq and is a predicted model, not a curated record.